Planococcus citri (citrus mealybug) is the source of this 1452-nucleotide messenger RNA. RefSeq names its product speckle-type POZ protein-like. Gene Ontology annotation, molecular function: ubiquitin protein ligase binding. Gene Ontology annotation, biological process: proteasome-mediated ubiquitin-dependent protein catabolic process; regulation of proteolysis. Gene Ontology annotation, cellular component: nucleus; cytoplasm. The record is from RefSeq and is a predicted model, not a curated record. The coding region runs from base 155 to 1348 and encodes 397 amino acids. Lineage: Eukaryota; Metazoa; Arthropoda; Insecta; Hemiptera; Pseudococcidae. The transcript is spliced from 2 exons.
AAUCAACGUACCUAAUUGAAGAUGAUAUGCAUGUGAUAGAGAAAGUUUCCGGGUCUGAAAUUGAAAUCAUUCUAAGAAAAAAUAUUCAACUGGAGUCUGAUUGACCUAUUCAUCAUUUUAAAGUUGUUCGUUGAUCGUGAUUUUCGUUGUUAAUAUGAUUUUGUCUAUCAAAAAAUCGGUAAUACUAUUUCCGUUCGUUUGUUUGAUUUUUAUUCAACGAUCAAAUGCUACUCCUGCAAUGCUAUCGAAACCCAACAAUGGGACUCAAUUCAAUCCAGAUGCAGAAUUUCGCACCAUAAGAUAUAAUUUGAGUAUUGAUCGUAGUCAUUUCAAAGAAUAUGGUACUUAUAUCAAACGUGAGAACAUGAUUCCUACUACCGAAAAUGCACCAUGCAAAUGGUUUGUCGAGUUUAAAUGGGAGCAGACUCGAUACAGCCACAUUUAUAUUUCAUUAUAUUUUCAAUUGGAUGAUGAUGGUAAAGCAGGAAGAGCAAUCGCGAAACUCAGAGCUGCACUUCUUGAUGACUUUGGAAGAGAGGUGCGAUUACACGAAGAGUUGCUAGAACAUGAUGCCGGAGAAGAGAAAAUCCAAUGGAGCCAUUUCAUGGAGGUUGGCGACUAUACCAAAAAUCCGUUCGUAAAGAAAGCCCAAUUCAUUAUUUCUAUUGAGAUAUCCUAUUAUUAUUCUCGAUGCAGCAAUACGACAAGUCAACAAAACAUGACCUCAACAGAACCCAACACCACGAAAUGUCUUCCAUUAGAUAAUUUUAGCUCAUUAUUUGGUAAUCAAAAUUAUGCAGACGUCAUUCUACUAGCAAAAGGCAAAAAUUAUACGGCUCAUCAAGUUGUUUUGGCAGCACGUAGUGAAGUUUUCACAACCAUGUUUCAAAACAAUGUACACGGUGAUAAAAAACAUAGAAAAAUUCGAAUCGAUGUUACCGAUAUAGAUGCAGAAGUUAUGGAUGAAUUGUUGCGAUACAUUUACACGGGAAAAUGCCAGAUUUCAGAUAAACUAGCCGAGCGACUUUAUGAAGCAGCAGAUGCAUAUAAGCUAAAUGAGCUGAAAACAAUUACUUUGAAAUCGAUGGUUGAAACAUUAUCUGUUGAAAAUGCAGUAAAUGUGUUAGUAUUUGCGGAUAAGCAUCAUAAGAAGGAUUUAAAAUCAACAGUUAUUCAGUUUAUCGUUGAAAAUUCUGCCCAAGUGUUGAAUACUACCGAAUGGAAGAGUAUGGUAAUAUCUAAUGUUCAGUUAGUUGCCGAAUUAUGCCAAAAUUUUUUGCAACGAUUGGGUACGUCCGUGCCAUGUGAAUUCUUUUGUAAGUCAAUUUUAGCAAAAAAAUUAGAGUAGGUAUCUACCUGUGUACCUUGUAAAUUGGGAUAGUUCUAAUCAAAACUAUAAAAUUGUAAAUAACCUAAGGAAUUAAAUUAAAGAAUUAGUUUCGAGUUUUCUUA